This is a messenger RNA of Scleropages formosus (Asian bonytongue), 1754 nucleotides long. Its product is annotated as protein MRVI1. The transcript has 13 exons. The coding region runs from base 1 to 1479 and encodes 492 amino acids. NCBI's taxonomy places the organism in Eukaryota, Metazoa, Chordata, Actinopteri, Osteoglossiformes, Osteoglossidae. The record is from RefSeq and is a predicted model, not a curated record.
AUGGUCAUUGCUGAUAAUGCAAUCAAACUUCGUGAAAUUCAGCCCAGGGGUUUGGUAGACCACACCGUUUUUCAAAAUCUCCAGAAUGUCAGCCUCGCAAUGAAAUGUCACAUCAGCAUGAUGCAGUUUUACACUGUUACUUUUGAGAGGAGCAGUCAUCAUACCAAGGAGCUCAGGUACCAGUAUGUGCAGUUCCUUGCCCCAAGAGUAGACGCACUGGCGAGCCGUUAUACCAGCACAGUGCAGGGCACUGACCACAAUGAAGAAGAGCUUGAUACCGAGGCUCAAGUGCAGACUUCCAUCUUGGAGAGGGUGGGGCUCAACAGUGGUAAUGUGGCCCCGACUGUGUGCCCUCUUGUCAUGCUCAGUGUACCGAUGACUGAAGAGGAGGUGGAGAGUGCUUUCUUCCACCUGGCUCUGGCUUUUCGCUGUAACCAGUAUACCCUGCAAAAGAGGCUGCAGGCAGAGGAGCACGACCGCAUCGUGGCCCAAGAGAACCUCCACCUCGAGCUGGAGCGGAGCAGGGACACGCUACGGACCCUGCAGACAAUUUGUUUGGACAGCCAGUGCACCCAGAUUUUGCAGAGACUGCAGCACCACCUGGAAGUCAUCAGCAACUCUGUUAAUCAAAUUGCAGAUGCCGCAGAGAUGCUGGGUGCAGUGCACCAGGAGGCACGGCUGUGCCGAGACGUGCAGGUGAUGAUGCUGCAUGUGGACAAUCUGAAAGGCCGCCACACUGAGGAGAGCACAGAGCUGGAGGCGACCAGGAAGCUUCUGCUGAAAAAUCGUGGCCAGAAACAAAGUGACACUGCAGAUAAAGGUGAAAUUCGUCAUGUUUUCACAAGGCAGAAAUCUCAGCAGCACAGAACUCGUCGAAGGGUCAGCUUCACUCUGAUUCCAACUCAGCUCGGUGGUCUGCAGGAGAAACUGUCCAACAGUUGCGAGAACACAAGGAAGGAUAGUGUGGACUCUCGUUCGGAGGAUAAUUCAGAAGUCCCUUGCACCAUCGCUGGGAAAACCGACGUUCCGGAACUGGAUGCAGUCAGCGAGCUUCAGAGCACCAAGCCCCAGACUUCAGCAAGAGGAGAUGCCUUGAGGAGCAACUUCUCCCAGCACAGAGAGGUUCCCACCGCCGACUUCCGGGAGGAUCUCCAGACUAGGGGAGAGAAGGAGGAUACAGGCAUCCCAUCUGCCCCCUGUUCAUUGUGGAAUGGCCUGCGAUGGCGGAGGAGGGGUGCAGAGAGCGCAGAGUGGGACACCGGGCAUGAUGACAGGAUGGAAAAAGAGAGUGACUGCGAGGUCACCGGCUAUGAUUUUAACAUGGAAACGUGUGCCCUUCCGUCCAAACAGCAUCGUCUGACAACCUGUUUUUUUCACUGUCACUGGAUCCUCUAUUGUUUUUUUCUAAUGGCGUUCUCCUUUCUGAUGCUGCUGGGAAUCCUGCUCUGGCCCCUUCGGGCCCCUCUCUUCACAAUAUGACUCCCCACUUUGUGCUUAUGAGCUAUAUUUUUCUGGUUAAGAGCUCUCCAAAUUAUUGUAGUUCUCCUCUUCUGGAUUUGACUUGCCCCACCCCCCCAACCAAACAAUGAUGUGACUAUGUAAAGUUUUGCCGUACCUGAGAAAUGAAGAUAUUAUAAUUUGUCCAGCCUGUAAACUGACCUGUGGCAUACAUAGUGUUUAAUUAAAUAUGCAAUGUUGCUCAUGAACCUUAAAUACAGUAGUUUUAUAUUAUACUGUAUAUAUUUAGGGCAAUA